Molecule: messenger RNA, 1228 nt
Organism: Metschnikowia bicuspidata var. bicuspidata NRRL YB-4993
Lineage: Eukaryota; Fungi; Ascomycota; Pichiomycetes; Serinales; Metschnikowiaceae
Exons: 1
Coding region: 349-966 (205 amino acids)
Source: RefSeq, a predicted model, not a curated record
CCCCACAAUAUGACCUCAGGCUUUAGCGCAGUAGUCAUUACCGUGUUGUGUCUUCUCAGUCUGAUUUGUGCCGUAACUAUUACCCGCAGUACCUAUCUAUCCCCCAGAACAUUGAAUAUCUUACUGUCAAUGCCAACAUAUAUUACUACAUCUUGAGCAUACCCCAUAUACCAGUUCUGGGCUCUUUUCGGAAUUAUGGGCGAUUCAUCUUGAAUAUGCCAAAUGAUUUGUCGACUUCGGUGAGAAUGACAGGAAGCAACUACGAAAAUUCUGGAAUAUUUGCUUUUCACUCGUUUAUUCUCUGAUUGCCAAGUCACGCCUUCAGGGCCUUUCCUCAAUACCGGAGAUAUGUACUUUGGGGUCCACAAUGCCAUCUUUGAUUCGUUGUCAUUUUCUGUCACGUCUUUAUCCUCGUGGUCCAACACUGGUAUGAUGGUAUUUAUUUCAAAGUAUGGGGAGUUGCAAUUGCAAUGUUAUGAGGAAAAUGGAAUUCAAACAUUCAUAACAAAUAAUGGUACAAUCUUUUUCGCAAAUAUUCAUUGGGAAGCACGCACAAAUAUAAAAGGAGAUGGAUGUAUGAUAUUGGGUUCUGGUGUACUGGUAAACUUGCAUUUAUCAGAAAGCACGCAAGGUAUAGCAAAAACUCAAACCAUUUACUUAGCCUUCGGUUCUUCAAGGUUGAGAAUUAUUGGAAUAGAGUCCCACGUGGUAACGUACCUACUCUCAAAGUCGCAGGGUUUGGUAAUGGGAAUAAACAAUCAGUCCAAGCUUAUGGAUCCGUUAACAGGGUUCGUUAUUCCAGGAGAUUUGGCUUGUAACAGCGUUGAAAUGAUUAUUUUCAAUAUUGUUACGGGUUAUUAUGGGAGUUUCGGAGUAGAAAAUGGUUUUAUUUCCUUUAGUGAACAGCCUCUAAACAAUCAUCCUACUUUUUGCGAACGUACGAUUAUAUUUCCUUCGGGUCCAUGAAUUUUUGCUGUGAUAUGGCACACUUCGCAGGAAGCCUCAACUGUCUUCAUUCGAGAGAUGCUGAGACAAAACUUUCUUCUGGUCAUGAGAUGAGACAUCCAGCCCGUCUUCGUUUGUUCGAAAGCUGGUUUUUAUUUCUUUAAAUAUGGUUAAUAAAUUAGCAAAUACUCCUGCAAAAAUGACAUCUGGCGCUGUGCUGUUUGCCCAGGUUGUGUUUAGUUCUUAUUCAAAUCUGAUGCAUUAACUGUCUGUUUACCUUGCC